Molecule: messenger RNA, 1561 nt
Organism: Ciona intestinalis (vase tunicate)
Lineage: Eukaryota; Metazoa; Chordata; Ascidiacea; Phlebobranchia; Cionidae
Product: decapping and exoribonuclease protein
Biological process (GO): NAD-cap decapping; nuclear-transcribed mRNA catabolic process
Cellular component (GO): cytosol; nucleus
Molecular function (GO): mRNA 5'-diphosphatase activity
Source: RefSeq, a predicted model, not a curated record
UAGAAGGUAUCGAAAAUAGCCGUAUCUGUAUUCUAGGGUCACCUUGGUCUCUAGCACCCUACCUCAUUAGCACCUAAAGAGAAAAUAAAUACCCGUUAUGCCAUCUGUUAAACAGCUUCUACAAUGUCAGAAUCCAGAAGAAUGCUUUCUUCGUAAGCCAACUGAAGCUGGACGUUUCUCUUUGGACGCGGAGCGAAAAUUUCAUCACGAUAGGUCCGCAAUGUCGUGCUUCUGUCCACCAGUCAGAAACAACAGACUGCUUUACACCCUGGACUUAAAUGAUGGUUAUAACACAGAUCGAUUUAUUAAAAGGGAUGAAAAUGUAAAAGAAAAACUGGAUAACAUGCUGCAUUGGUUGCUUUUGAAUAAAAACCGUUUCGUUACUGACGAGCGCCGGGCUAAUAAGACUAAUGUAAUUGGAGCUUAUCCUGACUUUGUUCUCUGGAGGGGACACCUUUCAAAAAUGAUGUGCACCCCAUUUGAAAAGCGUGAAGGCUGGGAAAUGGCCAUACAGAAGAUGGGAAAAACAAUUUACAUCAGUGAGGUUGAAACUGUUGAAGCAAUGGCCAAACGUGCAAAUUUAAGCGAACGCGAAAGAUUAAUGACCUAUUGGGGUGUUCGUUUUGAGGGUUAUAUGACUGGAAAUUUUCCCAAACCAGGUCAAAACCUCAAGCCCAAAAACCUUAUGGAAAGCAAACAGACAGUAACAAACACUAAUACAGCAUUUUGCUCAGUGUUGCGGUCAAGACUUAAUAGUCGACACAGCUUAAUCUAUGGGGCAGAGGUAGAUUGUUGUUUACCAGUUGAAGUUGUUUUUGCCCCGGACUCGUAUGUCGAGUUAAAAACAAGUCGAAUGUUUGAUUCAUUUAGACAAGAAAACAGUUUCUACAAAUUUAAGGCACGAAAAUGGUGGGCACAAUCAUUUUUAGCAGGUGUUCCUCAAAUAACCUGUGGCUUCCGUGAUGACAGAGGGUUUGUCACUGAAUUGUGCGAUUUUAAAACGUUAGAACUUCCAUCCAAAACUGAUGCUUGGAACAGUCAGACUUGCCUGGUGUUUCUUGACAAUAUCUUGCAGUUCAUAAAAGAAAUGAGCCAAGACACUAAUGCUCAUAGUGUCAGUAAAGUUGCACUGUUAAAAUACAGACCACAAGAACAAUAUAUUUUAUAUGAAGUGUCAGAUUCUAAAGAGUUUUGUUUUCUACCAGAUUGGUUCGUCAAAGCAAUGAGAGACCUGUAACUUUUAUAUAAAAUUUAUUUUUAUAUUUUGAAAUACAAAGCUAUUUUGCAUAAAAAUGCAUCUAUGCCAUAUUAACACUUGUCCGUAUAAAAGCCAGAAUGUUUCAAGUUAUAUAAAAAUCAAAGCGAGCUUGUGUUAAAAUAUAGCUGUGCAUAUUUCCACACUGCAUUGUUACAUUACAAUAGUCAUUGGAUUUUAAAAAAUCUAAAUCAUGAAGAUAAUGUGAUGUGUAUAAAGGAUAUUACUAGUGAUGUAUAUCAUAAAUUAAACUAGUGGGACUACUGCUAACAUAAUACAAAAUUGUGCCGUGUUGUGUCUACUAGA